Orycteropus afer afer is the source of this 3978-nucleotide messenger RNA. RefSeq names its product carboxypeptidase D (gene CPD). Gene Ontology annotation, biological process: proteolysis. Gene Ontology annotation, molecular function: metallocarboxypeptidase activity; zinc ion binding. The transcript has 21 exons. NCBI's taxonomy places the organism in Eukaryota, Metazoa, Chordata, Mammalia, Tubulidentata, Orycteropodidae. The coding region runs from base 1 to 3978 and encodes 1325 amino acids. The record is from RefSeq and is a predicted model, not a curated record.
AUGGCGAGCGGCUGGGACGUGCGGCCGCCUUGGCGGCUGGGGCGCCUUCCGCUGCUGCUGUACCUGGUGCUGCUGAGGAGCCCGGUCCAGGCGGCGCACAUCAAGAAGGCGGAGGCGACGACGACGACGACCAGCGCGGGCGCUCCGGCGGCUGAGAGCCAGUUCGACCACUACUACCACGAAGAGGAGCUGAGCUCGGUGCUGAGGGAGGUAGCGGCGGCGGGGUCCCCGGGCCUCACUCGCCUCUUCAGUAUCGGCCGCUCGGUGGAGGGCCGGCCGCUGUGGGUGCUGCGCCUCACGGCCGGCCUCGAGCCGCCGCCCCCUGACGGCGACACGGGGCCCGAUGCGGCGGGGCCGCUCCUGCCGGGCCGGCCUCAGGUGAAGCUCGUGGGCAACAUGCACGGCGACGAGACCGUAUCGCGCCAGGUUCUGGUCUACCUGGCCCGCGAGCUGGUGGCUGGCUACCGCCGCGGAGACCCGCGCCUCGUCCGCUUGCUCAACACCACCGACGUGUACGUGAUGCCCAGCCUCAACCCCGAUGGCUUUGAGCGCGCCCGCGAGGGCGACUGCGGCCUCAGUGACGGCGACCCGCCGGGGCCCAGCGGCCGCGACAACAGCCGUGGCCGCGACCUUAACCGCAGCUUCCCGGACCAGUUCCGCACCGGCGAGCCCCCGGCCCUGGACGAGGUGCCGGAGGUGCGCGCUCUCAUCGACUGGAUCCGCAGGAACAAGUUUUUAAGUUUUAUACUUAACCUAGAUUUUAUGUGUCAACAGUAUUUAUUCUAUAAAUAUUUGCUCUAUAAGUAUGCCUAUGAAAUGGAGCAUAUUGUGUUAGGUGGUAUGCAGGAUUACAAUUAUGUAUGGGCCAACUGCUUUGAGAUCACAUUAGAACUAUCUUGUUGCAAGUACCCACCAGCUUCACAGCUUCGACAGGAGUGGGAGAACAAUCGUGAGUCUUUGAUCACAUUGAUUGAAAAGGUCCACAUCGGAGUUAAAGGAUUUGUUAAAGACUCAGUAACGGGAUCUGGCUUGGAGAAUGCAACUAUCUCAGUGGCUGGUAUUAAUCACAAUAUCACAACAGGCAGAUUUGGUGAUUUCCACAGAUUACUUGUUCCUGGAACAUAUAACCUUACAGCAGUUUUAAUUGGGUAUAUGCCACUGACUUUUAAUAAUGUAACUGUGAAAGAAGGACUAGCUACAGAGGUGAAUUUUUCCCUUCGGCCAACUGUGACUUCAGUAAUUCCAGACACAACUGAGGCUAUAGCAACUGCAAGCACGGUUGCUACACCUAAUAUUCCUCCUGGAACAUCAUCCUCACACCAGCCAAUUCAGCCAAAGGACUUUCACCACCACCAUUUCCCUGAUAUGGAAAUCUUUUUGAGAAGGUUUGCCAAUGAAUAUCCUAACAUCACUCGGCUUUAUUCAUUGGGAAAAUCAGUAGAGUCAAGAGAACUUUAUGUGAUGGAGAUAUCUGAUAAUCCUGGUGUUCAUGAGCCAGGUGAACCAGAAUUUAAAUACAUUGGAAAUAUGCAUGGAAAUGAAGUAGUUGGAAGAGAACUAUUACUGAACCUCAUUGAAUACCUUUGUAAGAACUUUGGAACAGACCCUGAAGUAACAGAUUUGGUUCGUAGCACUAGAAUUCACCUUAUGCCAUCCAUGAAUCCUGAUGGAUAUGAAAAGGCCCAGGAAGGAGAUUCAAUAAGCGUAAUUGGCAGAAACAACAGCAAUAACUUUGACCUGAACCGAAAUUUCCCAGACCAGUUUGUUCAGAUCACAGAUCCUACCCAACCAGAAACUAUUGCUGUGAUGAGCUGGAUGAAAGCGUAUCCAUUCGUACUGUCAGCAAAUCUGCAUGGAGGUUCUUUGGUGGUGAACUACCCUUAUGAUGAUGAUGAACAAGGGCUCGCAACAUACAGUAAAUCACCAGAUGAUGCUGUGUUUCAACAAAUAGCACUUUCUUAUUCCAAGGAAAAUUUCCAGAUGUUUCAAGGCAGACCUUGCAAGAAUAUUUAUCCUGCUGAAUAUUUUCCCCAUGGGAUAACAAAUGGAGCUAAAUGGUACAAUGUCCCAGGUGGUAUGCAGGACUGGAACUACUUACACACAAAUUGCUUUGAAGUGACUAUUGAACUAGGUUGUGUGAAAUACCCACUUGAGAAAGAACUGCCAAAACUUUGGGAACAGAAUCGAAGAUCUCUAAUCCAGUUCAUGAAACAGGCUCAUCAAGGUGUAAGAGGAUUUGUUCUAGAUGCCACAGAUGGCAGGGGUAUAUUAAAUGCUACCAUUAGUGUUGCUGAAAUUAAUCACCCAGUAACUACUUACAAAACUGGAGAUUACUGGCGUCUCUUGGUUCCAGGAAGUUAUAAAAUCACAGCAUCUGCUCGAGGGUAUAAUCCAGUUACCAAGAAUGUGACCGUAAAGAGUGAAGGUGCCAUUCAGGUCAACUUCACACUUGUUCGAUCUUCUACAGAUUCAAACAAUGAAUCAAAAAAAGGGAAGGGGGAUAGCACCAACACUGAUGAUGCCAGUGAUCCAACUACUAAAGAGUUUGAAACUUUAAUUAAAGACCUUUCAGCUGAGAAUGGUUUGGAAGACCUCAUGCUACGCUCCUCUUCAAAUCUAGCUCUCUAUCGAUACCAUUCAUACAAAGACUUAUCAGAAUUUCUGAGAGGACUUGUAAUGAACUAUCCACAGAUUACAAAUCUUACCAGUUUGGGACAGAGUGCUGAAUAUCGUCACAUAUGGUCCCUUGAAAUCUCCAAUAAGCCCAAUGUGUCUGAACCUGAAGAACCAAAGAUUCGUUUUGUUGCUGGUAUCCAUGGAAAUGCUCCAGUUGGAACUGAACUGCUUUUGGCUCUGGCAGAAUUUCUCUGCCUGAACUACAAAAAAAAUCCAGCUGUUACCCAAUUGAUUGACAGGACUAGAAUUGUGAUUGUCCCUUCCCUAAAUCCAGAUGGGCGAGAGAGAGCACAAGAGAAAGACUGUACUUCAAAGAUAGGACAAACAAACGCUCAUGGAAAAGACCUGGAUACAGACUUCACAAAUAAUGCUUCUCAGCCUGAGACUAAAGCCAUCAUUGAAAAUUUGAUUCAAAAACAGGACUUCAGUCUUUCUGUUGCUUUAGAUGGUGGUUCUGUGCUGGUUACAUACGCAUAUGACAAGCCAGUACAGACAGUAGAAAACAAAGAGACUCUGAAGCACUUGGCAUCUCUUUAUGCAAAUAAUCAUCCAUCGAUGCACAUGGGUCAGCCCAGUUGCCCAAAUAAAUCAGAUGAGAAUAUUCCAGGAGGAGUAAUGCGUGGAGCUGAAUGGCACAGUCACCUGGGCAGCAUGAAGGAUUACAGUGUCACCUAUGGCCACUGUCCAGAAAUCACAGUGUAUACCAGCUGCUGCUACUUUCCUAGUGCUGCACAGCUCCCUUCCUUGUGGGCAGAAAAUAAAAAGUCUCUUCUCAGCAUGUUAGUUGAGGUUCACAAGGGAGUUCAUGGAUUUGUUAAAGAUAAGAGUGGAAAACCAGUCUCUAAAGCAGUCAUUGUCCUCAAUGAAGGAAUCAAAGUACACACAAAAGAGGGAGGGUACUUUCAUGUGCUGUUAGCCCCCGGUUUCCAUAACAUCAAUGCUAUCGCUGAGGGAUACCAGCAGCAACACUCACAGGUCUUUGUGCAUCAUGAUGCAGCUAGUUCUGUGGUAAUAGUCUUUGACACAGAUAACCGGAUAUUUGGUUUGCCAAGGGAACUUGUGGUAACUGUAUCAGGUGCCACUAUGUCUGCAUUGAUCCUAACAGCUUGCAUUAUUUGGUGCAUCUGCUCAAUCAAGUCUAACAGACACAAGGAUGGCUUUCAUCGACUCAGACAGCAUCAUGAUGAGUAUGAAGAUGAAAUUCGCAUGAUGUCAACGGGCUCAAAGAAAUCCCUCUUAAGCCAUGAGUUCCAGGAUGAAACGGACACUGAAGAGGAAACAUUGUAUUCCAGCAAACAUUGA